Molecule: messenger RNA, 1390 nt
Organism: Drosophila nasuta
Lineage: Eukaryota; Metazoa; Arthropoda; Insecta; Diptera; Drosophilidae
Gene: Sps2
Product: Selenophosphate synthetase 2
Exons: 4
Biological process (GO): L-selenocysteine biosynthetic process
Cellular component (GO): cytoplasm
Molecular function (GO): selenide, water dikinase activity; ATP binding
Source: RefSeq, a predicted model, not a curated record
GAUUGUCGACACACCCUGUUUUCUCUCUACAUCUUAUCGUAAAAUAGAGAUUUAUUGAAGAUCACUAUUUAUUUGUUAAAAUAUACUUUGAAAUGUUUCAACCCGAGGAUUAUGGUCUAGAUGUCGACUUUAGACUUACGACGUUUUCCACACUACGAGGGUGAGGUUGUAAAAUCCCCGAAGAGAAGCUUUUGGAAUAUCUCAGGGGAACAGAAAUAGUAUCUACUAAUACAGGCACAAACAAUGACGACUUUAUUGGAUCUGGAAUGGAUUGCGCGGUUAUUCCUCUUUCACGGCACAAGGAACUAUCUUUAGUUCAAACUGUAGAUUUCUUUUAUCCGCUUGUUGACGAUCCUAUAAUAAUGGGGCAAAUUGCUGUGGCCAAUGUUUUAAGUGACAUAUAUGCUGUGGGAGUUACUGACAUUGAUAAAUUGGAAAUGCUUAUAAGUGCGCCCUCCAAUCUAAGUGAAAAGCAGCGUGACAUUGUGGUGCCUUUAAUUAUGAAAGGAUUCCAAAGAGCUUCAGAAAACAGCGGUUGCUAUGGAAAUAUUAUAGUCAAGAAUAUCGUUGUUAAUCCUUGGUGCAUUGUAGGAGGAAUCGCCACUUCAGUUUGCCAUAAGCAAGACAUUAUUUUACCAUCCAAUGGGCAAGCUGGCGAUGUUUUGGUUUUAACAAAACCCCUUGGAACGCAAUUAGCAACGAGCGCGUUGAUUUGGCAAAAUGAGAAAAAUGAUAAAUAUGAAAAGAUUUUAUCAGCGUUAACUGACGGCGAUAUAAACGACUCUUUUCAAAUAGCAAUUUCAUCAAUGAAGUAUUUAAACCGAAAUGCUGCUCUGUUGAUGCAUAAAUAUGAAGCACACGCUGCAACGGAUGUGACCGGAUUUGGUCUUUUGGGUCACGCCAAGAACCUGGCUCAAUUCCAGAGGUCACCGCUCUUGUUUAAAAUUCAUACAUUACCCAUUAUUAAGAAUAUACUGAGAAUUAGUCAGCUGGUUGGACAAAGUUCCAAAUUAAUCGCUGGAAAGGCAGUUGAGACUUCUGGCGGACUUCUCAUUUGUCUGCGACCGGAUGCAGCUGAAGAAUUUUGCAAAGAGUUUGAUAUAAUUACAAAUGGAUCACAAAGGGCAUUUCUAAUAGGCGAACUUCAAAAUGCGGAUAAAUCGACUGCGAUAUUGUCUGAAGAUGUCAAGUGCAUUGAGGUUACACUUUGAAAAAGAGUUUUAACAUACUGAAAUGAAUAUUCAACUUAUGAUUAUUAUUUCGUAAAGGCUUUUAAGCUGGGAAAUAUUAUGAAAUGUUUCAUAUGUAAAUAUGUAAUUUUUGAUAUUCAUUUCAGUGUCACAACUUGAAAUUCAAAAUAAACCUCUGUGAUUUACAUUGUAUGAUUAAA